Cynara cardunculus var. scolymus (artichoke) is the source of this 849-nucleotide messenger RNA. RefSeq lists its product as uncharacterized. Lineage: Eukaryota; Viridiplantae; Streptophyta; Magnoliopsida; Asterales; Asteraceae. The transcript is spliced from 6 exons. The coding region runs from base 237 to 725 and encodes 162 amino acids. The record is from RefSeq and is a predicted model, not a curated record.
GAAUAAUCGAAUUGGUCUUCUUUCCCCUUUUUCUCUCUAUCCGGGUGUUCUACAUCGACGGGCCGGCGGCACUGUCAAGAACCCUAGUUCCCUCCACCCUUCUCCAUGCUUUAACCUUAUAUGUAAACACACAAUUCAACGUUUCAGAUCGAUUUUGUAUAUACAAACUCUAUAUAUAGUGCCGGUGGUGGUGUUUCGGGGAUUUUUGCAACAAAAAGAGAAAAAUUAAAACAAAAAUGCUCGAAAACCCUACCGAUUCAUCAUCCACGGCCAACAUUGCCACCGUCAAACGCUAUGCUCCGCCUAAUCAAAGGACUCGGUCUCUCGGAAGGAGGAAGUCGGGAGGAGAUAGAUUGGAACGGGCAAGUAGUUACGGGAAUGAUGGAGAUAAAAAUCAAGUUGCUGCCUUAAGAAACGUUCCUAUCCUGGAUCAUGCAGAUCCACCACGUUUAAUUGCCUUGCAAGGAUGCUGUAGCAGUGAAGCUUAUCAACUUCUGAACAAUCGUUGGGCAGCUGCUAUGACUGCAUAUGAAAAUCCCUCAACUGAUUUUGCUGAGCGGCCUGUUAUGUAUUCAGGAAAUACGGCAUCAGCAUGGGGACAAUUCAGACUUCCUCAUCAGAUGAUUUCUCCGACAUCGGGAGUUGGACCUUCAGGCCCUCAGAUUGAUUUCUUAAGCGAACUCAGGCGAGCAUUGCGAAACUCAAAUCCCAGUUCCGACAAGUAACUAUGAACUCGAAUCCUAUCGUUUUCGGACAUGUUGAUCAGUCACUGUUGUAUGUGUUCUUAACUUUAAUUUCUGCUGAAUUUUAUGCCAAGGAUUUAUUUGUGCUGCUUUUGCUUGUUUUAAA